This is a messenger RNA of Taeniopygia guttata (zebra finch), 15329 nucleotides long. The record is from RefSeq and is a predicted model, not a curated record. Lineage: Eukaryota; Metazoa; Chordata; Aves; Passeriformes; Estrildidae.
AUGGCCGCGGCGGCGUGGCCCGGGGUCACCGCGGGGGUCGUGGCCAUCGGCGUCCUGUGGGUGACAGCCGUGGGGGCAGCCACGGGAUCCCGGGUGGAUCCCGGGCAAAUCCCGGGCAGAUCCCAGCGGAUCCCGGCACAUGCCGUGGCUGCCCGCAGGCGCUGGUGCGAGCGGACGGUGCCGGUGACGGAGCAGGAGGAGGUGACGCCACGGCGCGAGGCCGCGGUGCCGUGUCCCAGUUUGUACCAGUACAGCCUGGCCGGGUGGCGGCUGGACCGGGAGCGCACGCGCCGGGAACGCGGGAAUGCCCCCGGGGACACCGGCACCGAGCCCGCCCUCUGCUACAUCUACCGCCCCCCGGAGGUGCAGCCGGUGGUCCGGAACCGCACGGAGCGGGGCUGCUGCCCCGGCUGGAGCGGCGCCCGCUGCACCGAGGGUGAGGGGGACACGGGGGUGGCACCCGGGGGCCCCGGCUCCCUGGGCCGCUGUUUCAGCGCCUGGCAGUGCCAGGACAGCUCUGGUGGCAGCAAUGGCAGCGCCAUGAGCCGCGCCGAGUGCUGCCAGCACCCCUGGGGACACAGCUGGCGCCGCGGGGACCCUGGGGACAGCGGCGGGCCCUGCCUGCCCUGCACCCGCCUGCCCCUGGGCGGGGACGGGCGCUCCCCGCGCCACCGCAGCCCCCCGGCCCUGUGCCAGGCCUGGGCCGGGACGCGCUUCCGCACCUUCGACGGGCGGCACUUCGGCCUCGCCGGGAGCUGCCGGUACCGCCUGGCCGCCGCCACCGACGGCACCUGGCACGUCACCGUCCGCCUGGGACAGCCCCGGGUGCUGCUCAUGACCUUCGGCACGGACACGGUGGUGGCCGAGGGACGGAACGUGUCGGUGAACGGGGCGGCGCUGCCCGAGGGACGCCCCUACCUGCACAAAGGGCUCGGUGUCACCUGGCCGGGUGACUGGGUGGCCGUGGCCAGCGGCCUGGGCGUGCGGGUGGCCUGGGACACGGAGCUGGCGGUGACAGUGACAGCGGAGCCCGAACUGCGCGGUGGCACUUGGGGGCUCUGCGGCACCUACACCGACGACCCCGCGGACGACUUCGUGCGCCCCGACGGGGACAUCGCUGCCGUCGCCGCCGCCUUCGGCAACGCCUGGAAGGUGCCCGCGGCUGGCACGGAGGUACCCGAGGGGCCGGGCUGGCACCUGGUGCCCAUCUGGGGGUCCCCGGGGGUCAGCCCCGCGCUGAGGGACCCCCGCCUCAGCCCCCGUGCAGGGACGUGCCGGAGGGUGGCACCAGGUGUGGCCCAGGAACCGGGCUGUCCCCUCUGUCCCCUCUGUCCCCUCCCCGCCGUGCCGCCGGUGCCACCGCGGUGUCACCUGUCCGCAGAGCGCCGCUGCCACGCGGGGCAGCGCUUCUCCGACUGCGUGUCCCUGUGCCCGGUCACCUGUGCCACCGCGGGCAGCGCCGAGCCGGGCUCCUGCCACCGCCACUGCCACGGCGGCUGCGAGUGCGGCCCGGGGCUGGCCCGCGACGGGGACAGCUGCGUCCCCCCGGCCGCCUGUCCCUGCCACCACCGGCGGCAGCGCUACGAGCCCGGCCAGAGCAUCCGCCAGCGCUGCAACCGCUGCACGUGCGAGGGUGGCCGCUGGCGCUGUGAGCAGCAGCGGUGCCCGGCCGAGUGCACGGUGCUGGGGGGGCGUCACUUUGUCACCUUCGACCGCCGCCGCUUCUCCCUGCCGGCCCCGUGCGCCCACACCCUGCUGGAGGACGUGGUGGCGGGGCGGCUGCUGAUCACCGCCGAGCACGAGCCGUGUGACAGCGACCGGCCCCGCGACUGUCGCCGCAGCCUCACCGUCACCACCGGCCGCACCACGGCCCGGCUCCACGGCACAGGGGAGGUGACAGUGGCCGGGCGGGAGGUGACACUGCCCUUCUCCGGCGCCGGGCUGAGCAUCCGCCGCGCGUCCUCGGCCUUCGUGCACCUGCAGCUGCCCGAGGCCCACCUGCUCUGGGGGCUGGGGACCCCCGACACCUUCAUCACCCUCCAGCCCGCCAUGGCCGGCACGGUGCGGGGGCUCUGCGGGACCUUUAACGGGGACCAACGCGACGAUUUCACGACGCCGGAGGGGGACGUGGAGCCGGGGGUCGCCGCCUUCGCCAACGCCUUCCGGGCGGCCGGAGCCUGCCCGGCGCUGGGCCCCGGUGCUACCGACCCCUGCGCCGCCUUCCCCGGGGACCGGGAGCGCGCCGAGGCCGCCUGCGCCGUGCUCCUGGGACCGGCAUUCCAGCCGUGUCAUCGCGUGGUGGACCCGGAGCCGUUCCUGGAGCUGUGCCGCUGGGACGUGUGCUCCUGCCGGGACCGGGACCGGGAGCGGGACCGGGAAUGGGAGCGGUGCCUCUGCCCGGCGCUCGGCGCCUACGGCCGAGAGUGCGCCCGGGAGGGGACGGAGCUGCAGUGGAGGAACCGGAGCCUCUGCGAGGAGCCGUGUCCCGGGGGGCAGCAGUACCGGGACUGUGGGGGUCCCUGCGGCCGCUCCUGCUCGGAGCCCCCCGGGGCCGGUGACUGUCCCCCUCCGGACACCUUCUGCGUCCCCGGCUGCCGCUGUCCCCCGGGGCUGCUGCUGGCCCAGGGGGGACAGUGUGUGCCCCCCGCCGCCUGCCCGUGUCCCCGCGGCGCCCGCCUGUACCCGCCCGGCGCCCGCAUCCACCGCGGCUGCCAGGCCUGUGUGUGCGCAGGGGGGUCGUGGCGCUGCGCCCCCGGCCCGUGUCCCCCCGGGCCGCGCUGUCCCCCGGGGCUGCGGCACGCCCCGGGCUCCUGCCUGCGCCGCUGCGACCCCGCCGAGCCCGCCGGUACCUGCGGCGGCCCCGCCGACGGCUGCGUCUGUCCCCCCGGGACGCUGUUCCUGGACGGGCGCUGCGUGCCACCGGACCAGUGUCCCUGUCACCACGGCGGGCAGCUGUACCCGCCCAACGCCACCAUCGCCCGCGACUGCAACACCUGCGUGUGCCAGGGACAGCGGUGGCACUGCGGGCGCCAGGAGUGCGCGGGGGUCUGCGUGGCCACGGGGGACCCGCACUAUGUCACCUUCGAUGGCCGCGCCUUCACCUUCGCGGGGGACUGCGAGUACCUGCUGGCGCGGGAGGCCACCGGGCUCUUCGCUGUCACCGCCGAGAACGUCCCCUGUGGGGCCACCGGUGUCACCUGCACCAAGUCCGUGGUGGUGGCCAUGGGCAACACCGUGGUGCACAUGCUGCGGGGGCGAGAGGUGACAGUGAACGGGGUGGCCGUGCGACCCCCGAAGGUGUUCGGGGGGUCGGGGCUGACGCUGCAGCGCGCGGGGCUCUUCCUGCUGCUCCUGACGCGCGUGGGGGUGGCCGUGCUGUGGGACGGAGGGACACGCGUGUACGUGCGGGUGUCCCCGCGGCUGCGGGGCCGCCUGGCCGGGCUCUGCGGCAACUUCGACGGCGACGCCGAGAACGAUUUCGGGAACCGGGACGGGGCCCUCGAGGCCACCCCCGAGAUCUUCGGGGACUCCUGGAGGCUCAGCCCCCUCUGCCCCGAGGCCGAGGGCCACCGCCCGCACCCCUGCGAGGACAGCCCCCAGCGCUCGGCCUGGGCGCGGGGUCGCUGCGGGGUCCUGCGCCAUCAGCUCUUCGCCCCCUGCCACGAGCUGGUGCCCCCCCAGCGCUUCUACGAGUGGUGCCUGUUCGACGCCUGCGGCUGUGACAGCGGCGGGGACUGUGAGUGCCUCUGCACGGCCCUCGCCGCGUACGCCGAGGAGUGCGGCCGGCGGGGGAGAGCCCUGCGCUGGCGGAGCCAGGGGCUGUGCCCCCUGCAGUGCGAGGGGGGGCAGGAGUACAGCCCUUGCGGCCCCCCCUGCCCCCCCACCUGCCGCGACCUCGGCCGGGACCCCCCCGAGCUCUGCGGGGCCCUGGGGUGCCUCGAGGGGUGCUUCUGCCCCCCCGGGCGGGUCCUGCACGACGGGCUGUGCGUGGAGCCCCCCGCCUGCCCCUGCUUCUGGGACGGCUUCGCCUUCCCGGCCGGUGCCACCGUCACCCAAGGGUGCAGCAACUGCACGUGCCUGGAGGGGCGCUGGCGGUGCCCCCCGAGCCCGUCCCGGUGUCCCGCCGCCCCCGGCUGUGCCCCGGGGGAGUUCCGCUGCCGGGCCGGGGGGCUCUGCGUACCGGGGGCCUGGCUCUGCGACAACGAGGACGACUGCGGGGACGGCUCGGACGAGCUGUGCGACCCCCCCUGCGCCCCCCAGCAGCCGCGCUGCCCCGGGGGGCGCUGCCUGCCCUGGGGGGCGCGCUGCGACGGUGUCACCCACUGCCCCGACGGAUGGGACGAGGUGGGGUGCCCGGGCCGGGUCUGCGAGCCCCCCGACUUCGCCUGUGCCGGGGGUCGCUGCCUGCCCCCCGCCCGGCUCUGCGACGGUCGCCUCGAUUGUCCCCCCGGGGACGACUCGGACGAGGCGGGCUGCGCCCCCCGGUGCGGGCCGGGGCAGUUCCGGUGCGGGGGGGGCCGGUGUGUCCCCUACGGCCACCGCUGCGACGGCCGCGACGACUGCGGGGACGGGAGCGACGAGAGCGGCUGUGCCUGUCCCGAGGGGCACCUGCCGUGCCCGGGAGGCGGCUGCCAGCCCCCCGCCGCUCUCUGCGACGGUCACCGCCACUGCCCCGACGGCGCCGACGAGGCCAACUGCCCCGCGCGGGCCACCUGCGCCCCCGGCACCGUCCCCUGCCCCGACGGCUCCUGCGUGCCCGAGGCCGCCGUGUGCGACGGUGCCCGCGACUGUCGCGACGGGUGGGACGAGAGCCCGGCGGGCUGCGCGGUGGCACUGCCCCCCGCGCCGCUGGCACCUGGCACCGCUGGCACCGAUGUCACCGAUGUCACCGAUGUCACCGCUGGCACCGAUGGCACCGAUGGCACCGACACUGUCACCGAUAUCACCGACACUGUCACCGAUAUCGCCGCCAUUGUCACCGAUAUCACCGCUGUCACCGCUGUCACCGAUACUAUCACCGCUGUCACCGAUGUCACCGCUGUCACCGACACUGUCCCCGAUAUCACCGCCACUGUCACCGAUAUCACCGCCGCUGUCACCGCUGUCACCGCUGUCACCGAUGGCACCGAUGUCACCGCUGUCACCGACACUGUCCCCGAUAUCACCGCCACUGUCACCGAUAUCGCCGCUGUCACCGCUGUCACUGACACUAUCACCGCUGUCACCGAUGUCACCGCUGUCACCGACACUGUCACCGAUGUCACCGGCAUUGUCGCCGACGCUGUCACCGCCGACGCUGUCAUCGCGGUCACCGGCAGCGCCAUCGGCACUGUGGCGAGCACUGCCACUGUCAGUGACACUGACGCUAUCGCCGACACCGCCACUGUCACUGUCCCCGCCACUGUCACCGGCCCUGUCCCCGCCACUGUCACCGCCCCGGCAGCGCCCUGCCCGCCCCGGUCCCUGCGCUGCGCCAGCGGCGGCUGCGUCCCGCGGGGGUGGCGCUGCGAUGGCGACAGCGACUGUCCCGAUGGCAGCGACGAGAGCGGCUGCGACCCCCCGUGCGCCCCCGGCCACCUGCCCUGCGACCCCCUCUGCGUCCCCCCGCACCGCCUCUGCGACGGCGUCCCCGACUGUCGCAACAGCGCCGACGAGAGCCCCCAGCUCUGCGAGCCCCCCGGCCCCGGGAGCAGCCCGCGGGGUCCCUGCGCGGAGUUCGACUGCGGGGACGGGGAGUGUGUCAGCUUCCAGCAGGUGUGUGACGGGCUGCGGGACUGCGCCUCGGCCGGGGACGAGCGGGGCUGCGGCCUCUGGGGGUCCUGGGGACCCUGGGGGUCCUGCAGCCGCCCCUGCGGGCCCGGGGGGCAGCGCCGCGCCCGGGGGUGUCACCAGCGUCACCCCGGCCUGCUGCGGGGCUGCCGGGGACAGAGCCAGCAGGAGAGACCCUGCUUCCACCGGGCCUGCCCGGAGGAGCCGUGUCCCGGGGGGCAGCAGUACCGGGACUGUGGGGGUCCCUGCGGCCGUUCCUGCUCGGAGCCCCCCGGGGCCGGUGACUGUCCCCCUCCGGACACCCUCUGCGUGCCCGGCUGCCGCUGCCCCCCGGGGCUGCUGCUGGCCCAGGGGGGACAGUGUGUGCCCCCCGCCGCCUGCCCGUGUCCCCGCGGCGCCCGCCUGUACCCGCCCGGCGCCCGCAUCCACCGCGGCUGCCAGGCCUGUGUGUGCGCAGGGGGGUCGUGGCGCUGCGCCCCCGGCCCGUGUCCCCCCGGGCCGCGCUGUCCCCCGGGGCUGCGGCACGCCCCGGGCUCCUGCCUGCGCCGCUGCGACCCCGCCGAGCCCGCGGGCACCUGCGGCGGCCCCGCCGACGGCUGCGUCUGUCCCCCCGGGACGCUGUUCCUGGACGGGCGCUGCGUGCCACCGGACCAGUGUCCCUGUCACCACGGCGGGCAGCUGUACCCGCCCAACGCCACCAUCGCCCGCGACUGCAACACCUGCGUGUGCCAGGGACAGCGGUGGCACUGCGGGCGCCAGGAGUGCGCGGGGGUCUGCGUGGCCACGGGGGACCCGCACUAUGUCACCUUCGAUGGCCGCGCCUUCACCUUCGCGGGGGACUGCGAGUACCUGCUGGCGCGGGAGGCCACCGGGCUCUUCGCUGUCACCGCCGAGAACGUCCCCUGCGGGGCCACCGGCGUCACCUGCACCAAGUCCGUGGUGGUGGCCAUGGGCAACACCGUGGUGCACAUGCUGCGGGGGCGGGAGGUGACAGUGAACGGGGUGGCCGUGCGACCCCCGAAGGUGUUCGGGGGGUCGGGGCUGACGCUGCAGCGCGCGGGGCUCUUCCUGCUGCUCCUGACGCGCGUGGGGGUGGCCGUGCUGUGGGACGGAGGGACACGCGUGUACGUGCGGGUGUCCCCGCGGCUGCGGGGCCGCCUGGCCGGGCUCUGCGGCAACUUCGACGGCGACGCCGAGAACGAUUUCGGGAACCGGGACGGGGCCCUCGAGGCCACCCCCGAGAUCUUCGGGGACUCCUGGAGGCUCAGCCCCCUCUGCCCCGAGGCCGAGGGCCACCGCCCCCACCCCUGCGAGGACAGCCCCCAGCGCUCGGCCUGGGCGCGGGGUCGCUGCGGGGUCCUGCGCCAUCAGCUCUUCGCCCCCUGCCACGAGCUGGUGCCCCCCCAGCGCUUCUACGAGUGGUGCCUGUUCGACGCCUGCGGCGGCGGGGACUGUGAGUGCCUCUGCACGGCCCUCGCCGCGUACGCCGAGGAGUGCGGCCGGCGGGGGAGAGCCCUGCGCUGGCGGAGCCAGGGGCUGUGCCGUGAGUCCGCCCGGGCUCCGGGGUACCGGGGGUACCGGGGGGUGCCGGGGGUACCGGGGGGUGUCGGCCCUGCAGUGCGAGGGGGGCAGGAGUACAGCCCUUGCGGCCCCCCCUGCCCCCCCACCUGCCGCGACCUCGGCCGGGCCCCCCCCGAGCUCUGCGGGGCCCUGGGGUGCCUCGAGGGGUGCUUCUGCCCCCCCGGGCGGGUCCUGCACGACGGGCUGUGCGUGGAGCCCCCCGCCUGCCCCUGCUUUUGGGACGGCUUCGCCUUCCCGGCCGGCGCCACCGUCACCCAAGGGUGCAGCAACUGCACGUGCCUGGAGGGGCGCUGGCGGUGCCCCCCGAGCCCGUCCCGGUGUCCCGCCGCCCCCGGCUGCGCCCCGGGGGAGUUCCGCUGCCGGGCCGGGGGGCUCUGCGUGCCGGGGGCCUGGCUCUGCGACAACGAGGACGACUGCGGGGACGGCUCGGACGAGCUGUGCGACCCCCCCUGCGCCCCCCAACAGCCGCGCUGCCCCGGGGGGCGCUGCCUGCCCUGGGGGGCGCGCUGCGACGGUGUCACCCACUGCCCCGACGGAUGGGACGAGGUGGGGUGCCCGGGCCGGGCCUGCGAGCCCCCCGAUUUCGCCUGUGCCGGGGGUCGCUGCCUGCCCCCCGCGCGGCUCUGCGACGGCCGCCUCGAUUGUCCCCCCGGGGAUGACUCGGAUGAGGCGGGCUGCGCCCCCCGCUGCGGGCCGGGGCAGUUCCGCUGCGGGGGGGGCCGGUGUGUCCCCUACGGCCACCGCUGCGACGGCCGCGACGACUGCGGGGACGGGAGCGACGAGAGCGGCUGCGGCUGCCCCGAGGGGCACCUGCCGUGCCCGGGGGGCGGCUGCCAGCCCCCCGCCGCUCUCUGCGACGGUCACCGCCACUGCCCCGACGGCGCCGACGAGGCCAACUGCCCCGCCCGGGACCCCUCUGCCCUGGGACCACCCCGCGAGACCCCCGCCCACCUGGGGACCACCCCCAUCCGCCCCGAGAGGCUCCCGAUCCAGGGACUCCCCCCCGGGACCCCCACCCGGGACCCUUCACCCUGGGAACCCCCACCCGGGGACCAGCCCGGGACCCCUCUGCCCUGGGACCACCCCGUGAGACCCCCCCCCAACCUGGGGACCACCCCCAUCCGCCCCGAGAGACUCCCCCCCGGGACCCCCACCCGGGACCCCCACCCGGCAUCGCCCCUUUGGGGACCCCACCCCGUGAGCCCUUCACGCCUCUGGGACCCCCCCUGGACACCACUGCCCCGCGGCGGCGGUGUCACCGCUGUCCCCGCGUCCCCAGCGCGGGCCACCUGCGCCCCCGGUACUGUCCCCUGCCCCGACGGCUCCUGCGUGCCCGAGGCCGCCGUGUGCGACGGUGCCCGCGACUGUCGCGACGGGUGGGACGAGAGCCCGGCGGGCUGCGCGGUGGCACUGCCCCCCGCGCCGCUGGCACCUGGCACCGCUGGCACCGAUAUCACCGCCACUGUCACCGAUAUCGCCGCUGUCGCCGCUGUCACUGACACUGUCACCGCUGGCACCGAUGGCACCAACACUGUCAUCGAUGUCACCGCCGCUGUCACCGCUGGCACCGAUGGCACCGAUGGCACCGACACUGUCACCGCCACUGUCACCAAUAUCACCGCCGCUGUCACCGCCACUGUCACCGAUAUCACCGCCACUGUCGCCGCCACUGUCACCGAUGUCACCGACACUAUCACCGAUAUCACCGCCACUGUCACUGAUAUCACCGACAUUGUCGCCGAUGUCACCGGCAUUGUCGCCGACGCUGUCACCGCCAACACUGCCAUCGCGGUCACCGGCAGCGCCAUCGGCACUGUGGCGAGCACUGUCGCUGUCAGUGACUCUGACGCUAUCGCCGACACCGCCACUGUCACUGUCCCCGCCACUGUCACCGCCCCGGCAGCGCCCUGCCCGCCCCGGUCCCUGCGCUGCGCCAGCGGCGGCUGCGUCCCGCGGGGGUGGCGCUGCGACGGCGACAGCGACUGUCCCGAUGGCAGCGACGAGAGCGGCUGCGACCCCCCGUGCGCCCCCGGCCACCUACCCUGCGACCCCGCCUGUGUCCCCCCUCACCGCCUCUGCGACGGCGUCCCCGACUGUCGCGACAGCGCCGACGAGAGCCCCCAGCUCUGCGAGCCCCCCGACCCCGGGACCAGCCCGCGGGGUCCCUGCGCGGAGUUCGACUGCGGGGACGGGGAGUGUGUCACCUUCCAGCAGGUGUGUGACGGGCUGCGGGACUGCGCCUCGGCCGGGGACGAGCGGGGCUGCGGCCUCUGGGGGUCCUGGGGGCCCUGGGGGUCCUGCAGCCGCCCCUGCGGGCCCGGGGGGCAGCGCCGCACCCGGGGGUGUCACCAGCGUCACCCCGGCCUGCUGCGGGGCUGCCGGGGCCAGAGCCAGCAGGAGAGACCCUGCUUCCACCGGGCCUGCCCGGUGGACGGCGCGUGGGGCCCGUGGGGGCCCUGGUCCGACUGCCCGGGGGGCUGCGGGGGGGUCCGGCUGCGCAGGAGGGGGUGCCGGCCCCCCCAGAACGGCGGCCGCGCCUGCGAGGAGCUGCGCGGGGGGACCCCCGGAGCCCUGGAGAUGGCCCCCUGUGCCCCGGGGGGCUGCCCCAACGCCUCGGGGUGCGCGGAGGGGCUGCGCCCCCUGCCCUGCGCCCCCUGCCCCGCCUCCUGCGCCGACCUGGCGGCCGCCGUGCCCUGCCCGCGACCCCCGCCCUGCCGCCCAGGGUGCUGGUGCCCGGCGGGGCAGGUGCUGGACGCCCCCGAGGCGGGCGCGGGGCCCGCGCGGUGCGUGCGGCCGCCGCGGUGCCCGUGCCGGGCCGGGGGCCGCCGGUACCCCCCGGGAGCCCCGGUGCCACUCGGUUGUCGCCUGUGCACCUGCCUGGAGGGGCAGCUGCGGCACUGCCGCCCCCACGCCGGCUGCUCAGUGGACUGCGGGUGGUCGUCGUGGUCGCCGUGGGGGGAGUGUACGGGCGGCUGCGGGACCCCCGGCGUGCAGUGGUCGUUCCGCAGCCCCUCGGACCCGGCGCGGCGCGGCGCGGGGCGGCCCUGCCGCGGCAUCUACCGCAAGGCGCGACGGUGCCGCACGGCGCCGUGCCCGCGCUGCCGGGAGCGCGGCCGGUGGCGCAGCCCCGGGGAGCGGUGGCGCGGGGGUCCGUGCCGGGUGUGCCAGUGCCUGCCCGGUGGCACCGUCCGCUGCGCGCCCUACUGUCCCCUGCGCCGCUCCGGAUGUCCCCCGGGCCGCGUGCUGCGGGAAGGGGACGGCGGCUCCUGCUGCACCUGCGGCCCCGCGGGUGACAACGCCACGGCCACGCCGCCCGCGACCACGACAGCGCUGUCCCCCCCCGCGCCGACCGGAGCCACCGGCAGCCCCCGCCCCACGGCCGGGCCCGAGGGGCUCAGGAGCGCCGAGACCCCCCCGGAGCCCCCCCGGAACCGCGACCCCACCCGAGGACACCCCGAGAGCCCCCGGAGGCUCCGCGACCCCCCGCGAGCCCCCCCAACUCCCCGCGCUGUCCUCGUGGGCUCCCACGGGGGUCCCCCCCGCGACCCCCACAGCCGCUCCUGCGGGGUGGGGGUCGCUCUGCGGCGCCGGGGGGAGACCCCGCCCGAGGGGGGCUGCGCCCACCCCCCCGACACCGACAGCCGCGUCUGCUUCCUGCGAGCCUGCCCAGUCGCGGGUGGGUGGGCGCCCUGGGGGUCCUGGAGCUCCUGCGACGCCCCGUGCGGGGGGGGGCACCGGAGCCGCCGCCGCAGCUGCAGCGACCCCCCCCCAAAAAACGGGGGGCGGCCGUGCGAGGGAGGGGCUCUGCAGAGCCGACCCUGCAACCUGCGGCCCUGCGGGGACCCCCCAGCUCUGGGGGUCUCCGAGGGGCUCCCCAGGGUUUGGAGCAGCCCCCCACUUCUCUCCAGCGCCUGUGGGGUCCCCGCGGGGGUGAUGGGGGUCCCCGGGAAUCGGGGCCCCCCCGAAUCCUGCGGGUGGUCGCGCUGGACCCCCUGGACCCGCUGUGACUGCGGCACCGGGACCCGGCAGCGCUUCAGGUCUCCCACCAACCCCGCGGCCGCCGAGGGCGCUGCCCCGUGCACCGGGACCCCACGGGAGGUUCGGGGCUGUCCCGAACUCUGCGGACCCGAGCCCGCGGGGGGCACGGAGACCCCCGAGUCCCCAGGGCAGCCGUGGGGCACGGAGCCCACGCGGGGCACGGAGCCCACGCGGGACACGGAGCCCACCCGGGACACGGAGCCCACGCGGGGCACGGAGCCCACCCGGGACACGGAACCCACGCGGGGCACGGAGCUGCCGUGGGGCACGGAGCCCACGCGGGGCACGGAGCCCACCUGGGACACGGAGUCCACGCGGGGCACGGAACCGCCGUGGGGCACGGAGCCGCUGUGGGGCACGGAGCCCACCCGGGACACGGAGCCCACGCGGGGCACGGAGCCCACGCGGGGCCGGUGGUCGCCGUGGGGGCCGUGGGGCGGCUGCAGCGCUCGGUGCGGGGGGGGGAGAGCGGUGGCGCCGCCGGAGCUGCGGGACCCACGCCUCCUGCCUGUGGGGCCGCCUGCGCUGCGCCCCCCCCGGGGGCUCCCCCUGCACCGGGACCCCCCCGGCGGCACCGACCUGCCCGAGCCCCCCGUGCGCCGGUGGGUCCCGCCCCACAGCCCCGCCCCACAGCGGGGCCGCAGCCCCACGGACCGGGGGGUGCCGGCGGGCCCGGGGCUCACGGCUGCUUUGUGCCCCACAGCGGAGCCCAGCCCCAUAACGGAGCCCGGCCCCAUAACGGAACUCGGACCCAUAUCGGAGCCCGGCCCCACAGCCGAGCCUGGCCCCACAGCAGAUCUGAGCCCCAUAAUGGAGCCCGGUCCUAUAUCAGAGCCCGGCCCCACAGCGGAUCUUAGCCCCACAGCCGAGUCCAGCCACAUAACGGAUUUCAGCCCCAUAUCGGAGCCCGGCCCCACAGCGGAACCCGGCCCCAUAACGGAUUUCAGCCCCAUAUCAGAGCCCGGCCCCAAAUUGGAACCCGGCCCCAUAACGGAUUUCAGCCCUAUAUCGGAGCCCGGCCCCACAGCGGAUCUCGGUCCCAUAUCAGAGCCCGGCCCCAUAACAGAUUUCAGCCCCAUAACGGAUUUCAGCCCCAUAUCGGGUCUCAGCCCCACACCCGAUCUCGGCCCUAUAUCAGAUCUCAGCUCCACAGCGGAUCUCAGCCCUAUAUCGGAUCCCGGCCCAAUAUCGGAUCUCGGCCCCAUAUCGGAUCUUGGCCCUAUAUCGGAUCUCGGCCCUAUAUCGGAUCUCAGCCCCACAGCCGAUCCCGGCCCCACAACCCCAGCCCCCCCCUGCGUGACGCCCCCCUGCCCGUGCCGCUGGAGCCCCUGGGGUCCCUGGGGGUCGUGCUCGCGGCCCUGCGGGGGGGGGCGGCAGCGGCGGCUCCGCGCCUUCGUGCCCCCCGGCCCGGGGGAGCCCUGGUGCCCCCAAAUCCUGGGGGGCCACGAGCAGCGGCGGCCGUGCGGGGUGACGGCGUGUCGGGUGGACGGCGCGUGGUCCCCGUGGGGUCCGUGGUCGCGCUGUGACGCCCCGUGCGGGGGGGGCCGCUCCGUGCGCAGCCGCUCCUGCUCCCGACCCCCCCCAAAAAACGGGGGGCGGCCCUGCCCCGGGGGGGGGCACGAGCUGCGGGUCUGCAACACCCGGCCCUGCGGCCCGCGGUGCCCCCCCGGGCAGACGGUGUCCCCCUGUGCCACCCGGUGCCCGCGGAGCUGCCGGGACCUGCAGGAGGGGGUGUCCUGCUCGGGGGGGGCUCCCUGCGAGCCCGGCUGCCGCUGCCCCCCCGGGACCCUGGAGCAGGACGGGGGCUGCGUCCCCCCCGCGCUCUGCGAGUGCCGCGACGCGGAGGGGCACCUUUGGGUGCCGGGGGGGGGCGGCCACCCCCGGGGCUGCCGGAACUGCACCUGCGCGGGGGGGCGGCUGCGCUGCGUGCCGGGGGGCUGCGCGACCCCCGGGACCCCCCCCGGGACCCCCCCCGGGACCCCCCCCGGGACCCCACCCUGCGCCUGGAGCCGCUGGAGCCGGUGGGGACCCUGCGGUGUCACCUGCGGGGGGGGGCGGCAGGAGCGCUACCGGACCCCCAUCCCCGCCGAGGGUGGGGGGGGACCCUGCGGGGCCCCCCAGGAACAGGCUCGGCGCUGCGAGGAGACGCCGUGCCCCCCCCUGUGCCCCUGGGCGGGGGGCGAGCGGGCGCUGGGCGAGCGCUGGAGCCCCGGGCCCUGCCGCCAGUGCACCUGCACCCCCGAGGGACCCCAGUGCUGGGACACCCCGUGUGCGGCCGAGCCGUGUGACUGGGGGCCCUGGGGACCCUGGGGACCCUGCGGAGAGCCCUGUGCGGGGGGGUCCCGCCUGCGCCACCGGCACCCCCGGAGCCCCGAGACCCCCGGGCGGGCGUGCGCGGGGGUCCGCACGCAGAGCGAGAGCUGCGCGUCCAGCGCCUGCCCCGGUAACCCCGCGCGGCCGCCCCCUCCCCGCCGCCCCGGAGCGCACCCCGGGGUGCUCAGGGCUCCCGUGCCCCCCACCCCAGACCCCGGUUGCGGCGGGGGGGGCCGGACCCGCAGCCCCUGCGCCGGGCACUGCCCCCGGACCUGCGCGGACACCUGGGCACCGGUGCUGUGCCUGCAGGGGCCGUGCCAGCCAGGGUGCCGCUGCCCCCCCGGGCAGCUGCUGCAGGACGGGCGCUGCGUCCCCGUGAGCCGCUGCCGCUGCGGGACCCCCGGCGGGGACACCGGGACCCCCGAGGUGGCCCCCGGGAGCCGCACCCAGAUCGGCUGUCACAGCUGCACCUGCGAGAACGGGACCCUGACGUGCCCAGCGCUGGCGUGUCCCUCUCCGGGGCCCGCCACGGCCGCCACCCCCGUGUCCCCCCGGUCCUCCGUGUCCCCCGUGUCCCCCGUGUCCCCCGUGUCCCCCGCCGUGUCCCCGUGGUCCCCCUGGUCCCGCUGCUCCCGCAGCUGCGGCGGCGGCACCCGGAGGCGGCAGCGGCAGUGCCGGGAGGGCCCCGGGGCGGGGCCGCCGUGCGGGGACAGCCCCGCGGAGGAGACGGCGGCGUGUAACCCCCACGCGUGCCCCGCGGGAUUCCCGGUGGCCCCAAGCUGCCCCCCGGGCGAGGUUUGGCUGGACCCCGGUCCCGCCUGCGAGCGCAGCUGCCAGGACCUGGCGGAGCCCCCCGGGACGUGCGGGGGGACCCCCGCGACCCUCGGGACCCCCGUAACUCCGGACGGCUCCGGCCCCCCCGGGAUCCCCGCGGCCCCCACGACUCUCGGGACCCCCGCGACUCUCGGGACCCCCUCGCCGCCCCCGCGCUGCGGCUGCGCCCCGGGCCGGUACCGGAACGGCUCCGGGCAGUGCGUGAGCGCGGGGGGCUGCGGCUGCCGGCACCGCGGGGCGCUGCGAGCGGCCGGCAGCGAGUGGCGGGAGCCGUGCGGGACCUGUCGCUGCUCCGAGGGACGCGUCACCUGCGCCACCUCCUGCCCCGCACUCAGCUGCCCGGAGGGCGCGGAGCCGGUGCGGGAGCCCGGGAGCUGCUGCCCCGUGUGCCGGGACGAGUGGCCAGAGGAGCCCCCCGGGCCGUGCCGGCUGCUCACGGCGCUCCGGAGCAUCGCCAAGGGCGCGUGUGUGCUGCGGGGCGUGCGGGUGUCCUACUGCGCGGGGCUGUGCCGCUCCCGCACCGCCGUCAGCGCGCAGGAGCCGUACGUGCGGUCGCUGUGCGAGUGCUGCAGUUACCGGCUGGACCCCGCGCGGCCCGUGCGGGCUCUGCUGCUGCCGUGUCCCCGCGGCCGCGCCCGCCCCGCGCUGCUGCCGCGCAUCGCCGAGUGCCGCUGCGAGCGCUGCCGGGGCGGAGACUUCAACCGGCGCUGAGGAGACCCCCGGACACCGCCCCCCCCCCCCCCCGCGCCGGCAUCGAUCCUCAUCGAUCCCAAUAAAUCCAUGGAGUCCGAUAA